AAACUGUCCCGCAGCGACGGGAUUAUUGGAACUCUGUUUUUGAUGCUGCGAAACGGCCACGAACCUAAAAGUUCAUGGCGAAAUCAUCCGCUACAAGCAUGACAUGACACUGCUCGGCAACCGACCUCAAUAGUCAUCGGGCAACUACUUUUUUACCCCCACCAUACUCGAUGCCAACAUCUCCUGCGGGAAUCAACAAAAAGCAAAGGAUUCGAAAUCCGUGCGUACACCUGACGCAACGAGGCUCGGGAUCGGGCCACGAAAUUCGGUAGUGGAAAGUCCGGGCCCUGGGGAAACAGAAGGACGUGACAAACACCGAGUCCAAAAGAUCCAAGAAAAGCAAGCUCUCAUCCGACCGAUCGACCACGACCAACACUGUAGCCAACCCUGUACCUCAACUCAAUCGCCGGGGUGACCGCCCUUCCCUACCCCCCCGAGCGGCUGCCACGUCGACACUACUCGGCAUCUUCGCAACACCCUACUCGCAUUCACAUCUUGUGACUGUCGAGAUAUUUGGUCGGACUCCCGAAAUUAUUGACCAACCAGGCCGGGAUACAGGCCCAAACCAGCCUUGUGGUGGUCCGAGUUACCUGCCUCCUCCAUCCCCGAACCUAAGCCUUCCUUUACGACAGAAUAUCGCAUAAAACGACGGGCCCCGCGCUCCGUCGUCGCCCGCCUUCAGCAUGUCAAGCGCAAAAGCAACAGGGGCGAACACGUCCAACAGCAGCAGCUCAGGAGCCCGCUCUCGCGAUCAUAACCAGGGCAACCAAGGACGCAGCUUUACCCCGGAACAAAAAGAAGCAGUACUCCGCAUCCGUCGCUGCAAGCCGACGGCAUUCUACGACAUCCUGGCGCUCACAACAAAGACGUGCACGGACGCCGAGAUCAAGCGGGCGUACCGGAAGCAGUCCCUCCUAACGCAUCCGGACAAGAACGGAUACGAGGGCGCCGACGAGGCGUUCAAGAUGGUCUCCCGGGCCUUUAGUGUGCUGGGGGACAAGGAGAAGCGGGAAAAGUUUGACCGCUUCGGGACUGAUCCGGACUCGAGGUUCGAGAGCGCUAGGGCGCAGAACCCGUUUUCUGGGUUUGCGCAGAGGAACGCCGGUGGUGGCGGAGGGGGUGGUGGUGGCGGCGGCGGCUUCCCGGGCUUUGCGGGAGGGUUCGAGGAAGAAAUAAGCCCGGAAGAAAUGUUCAGGCGCUUCUUUGGCGGCGGUGGCUUUGGCCAAUUUGGAGGCUUCGACACGGGCCCGCAAUUUGUUUUCAACAUGGGCGGUGGUCCAGGAAUCCGUGUGCACCAAUUUGGCGGAAACCGACCUAGGAGACGACCGCGGGCCGAAGGGGAACCGGACCCCGAUGCCGGGAUCUUGUCAACACUUCUCGGCCUACUCCCAAUACUUUUCCUCUUCAUCAUCCCGCUCAUCUCCUCCAUCAUGUCGGGUGGCUCGAGCUCCAUGCCAGAUGUAGUCUUUGAUGAGCCGCAAGCGCCGUUUACGCACAAGGUUAAGAUCCCUGAGCACAACGUGCACUACUUCGUGCGGCCGACCGAUUGGCAACAGUUCAAAGGAAAUAAUCACAAAAUCGCCCAGCUCAACAAGCACGCGCACGUGACGCUCGUCAACACCCUGACACAUCGUUGCAACGUGGAGAGACAUAGGGAGCAACAGCUAAGGGAGCAGGCGCAAGGAUGGUUCUUCCAGGACCCGGAGAAGAUGAAGAUCGCGGAUCAGUUCAAAAAACCGGCAUGUGAGAGGCUGAGCAAGCUGGCGACGCGGUUUUAAUAGGGUGUGGCGGGCCGCUAUCUCUCUGCUUUACGGUAUUAGUUGGCACUAGGAUAUGGGGUGCAUGUGUUUGUUACGGAUAUCAUUACUGAUAGAGUUGAUGAGAGCUACGUAGGUAAUCGCGGAUAUAGGCAGCGGGUUCAUCUUCUUUGCGCCUGAUUCUUGCUUUUCGUCUUGAGUAUGGGAAGAAGCUCUACAUCUUCUUCUCAGUUGCGUUGCCUCUUGAAAAUCUUCCUUUUCGUUUAUCGGCGGAGGUUUGCUUCCUCUUUUUUUUCGUCCCCUGAAAUUUGUGUAUGCAUACCGUAUAUACAUGUUCUCGUACUGCAACUGCAUGUGACUUGGCAACAUUAAUAGAAAUCCUUCCUUCAAGUGGC
Pyricularia oryzae 70-15 is the source of this 2152-nucleotide messenger RNA. RefSeq lists its product as uncharacterized. Lineage: Eukaryota; Fungi; Ascomycota; Sordariomycetes; Magnaporthales; Pyriculariaceae. Gene Ontology annotation, cellular component: endoplasmic reticulum membrane. Gene Ontology annotation, molecular function: Hsp70 protein binding. Bases 684 to 1778 code for a protein of 364 amino acids. The record is from RefSeq and is a predicted model, not a curated record. Gene Ontology annotation, biological process: cellular response to misfolded protein. The transcript has 2 exons.